Messenger RNA from Bubalus bubalis (water buffalo), 3602 nucleotides. It is a transcript of the gene ASTE1, whose product is annotated as asteroid homolog 1. Lineage: Eukaryota; Metazoa; Chordata; Mammalia; Artiodactyla; Bovidae. The transcript has 6 exons. The coding region runs from base 737 to 2776 and encodes 679 amino acids. The record is from RefSeq and is a predicted model, not a curated record. Gene Ontology annotation, molecular function: nuclease activity.
GGGGAAAAGGCGGCACGUCCUGCGGGCCUUGCUAUCCUAGCUUAAUGGCAGCCUUUCGGAGCGUGUUUCCUGAAUGACCUCGCGCGAGGCCUGUGGACCCCCUCACACCCUGCGGAGUCUGCGCCACUGACUUCCGGUAACCGGGGUCUCCGUGACGUCAAACGCGGAGACUUCCGAUUCCGCUCGGGAGGUCUGGCUCAGUUGCUAGGUCCUCCAGUUCUCGCCCGGGUCCCGCGGGUCCUCCCAAAGUACCAAGCAGGUGGCCGCUGCCGGCCUGGGGACCGGGUGUGAAGGCCCGUGUUUGAGGACUUGCAGCAGACCUUUUGUGCGCCCUCCUAUCCAGCACUAAUUUGUUGACCAUCUACUCUGCAAGAUGCUGUAACUAGCCUGGGAUGAGUUGAUGUGGUCUCUACUUUCAUUUGCUUUAGAAGAGAGACUUGCAGAGAAGUAGGUACCCUACAGGGUAAGGUGUUGAGACACACAGGGCCAAUAUUGAGGUGAAGUGAGUUGGGCACUGAAUGCGAGAGGAAGCCCAAAAACUCUGUAAUCAAGGAUGAUGACUGUCUCAGUAUUAAAGUCUGCAAAAGUUCUGUACGUCAGCAGCCUCUAUCCCUGUCCAAAGAGCAGCUUCCACGAAACCAUUGAAGUUGUGCCUUGUAACACUUGGGGAAAGCGAGAGAGAAUGAAAAAGAACUCAGCUAGGUGGUGUUGGCUCAGAAUCUAGGCAAUUCUUCAGAUGAUCAUGGGUAUCCGAGGUCUAAUGAGUUUUGUAGAAGAUCAUAGUAAUGAGUUCUUCACUGAUGUUAAGUUGCGAGACACAAAAAUUAUCAUUGACGGUUAUGCCCUCUUCCACCGGCUUUACUUCAGUUCAAACUUGGAGCUGCGAUAUGGAGGGGACUAUGAUUCUUUUACAGAUGUUGUACAAAAAUUCUUUGAAUCACUAUUUGCUUGUAAAAUCUGUCCAUAUGUUGUCUUAGAUGGAGGAUGUGACAUUUCAGAUAAGAAGCUUAACACUUUAAAGGAUCGAGCUAGGGAGAAGAUCCAGAUGGCCCAUUCCCUUUCUGUUGGAGGGGGUGGGUAUGUGUGCCCCUUACUCAUCCGAGAGGUGUUCAUACAGGUUCUGAUCAAGCUGCAGGUAUGUUUCGUCCAGUGCUUUUCGGAAGCAGAUCGGGACAUUAUGACCCUUGCUAAUCACUGGAAUUGCCCCGUCUUAUCAUCCGAUAGUGACUUUUGCAUUUUUGAUCUGAAAAGUGGGUUUUGCCCACUGAAUGGCUUUCAGUGGAGAAAUGUGAACACCAUCAAGGGCACACGAGACCGCUACAUCCCUGCCAAGUGCUUUUUCCUCGAUGCGCUGUGCUGUCACUUUGGCAAUAUGAACAAAACGCUGCUGCCUCUUUUCGCGGUGCUGUGUGGAAAUGACCACGUUAAUCUGCCUGUCAUGGAGACGUUCUUGAGUAAAGUACGACUGCCUCUUGGGGCUGCCAAUUCUAAGGGUAGGAGACAUCACCGGGUGCUGGGACUUCUAAAUUGGUUGUCUCGUUUCGCUGACCCUACUGAAGCAUUAGACAGCGUUCUGAACCAUCUCCCCAAAAAGAGACGAGGAACCGUGAAGGAACUUCUGUGCAGAUCCAUGGAGGAGUACCUGCAAGCCCAGGGAAGGCUUCAGGACUUCUUCCAGCAUGGUGCUUACACCUGCCCAGACACCUGGAGUCCCGGUUUACCACCAUGGGUGCUUGCAGCCUUAGCCAGGGGCCAGCUGUCCCCUUUCAUCAGUGAUGCUCUGGUGCUGAGACGGACCAUUCUCCACACACAGGUGGAAAACAUGCAGCGACCAAACGCCCACAGAAUCUCUCUGCCCAUCCGGCAAGUCAUCUAUGGGCUCCUCAUGAAUGCUCCUCCACAUGUACGUAAUGUGGCCUGGGAUGCACUGCCUCCUCAGCCUCCAACUUUCAGCGAAGUGGAAAGGAUUAAUAAAAAUAUCAAAACAUCAAUUGUUAAUGCAGUAGAACUACCCAAGGAUCAUUCUGACUUAAGCAAAUUGACUGAGCUCUCCUUGGCUAGCCGGCAGAUGCUUCUGUUAGAAACGCUGAAGGUGAAACAGAGCCUCCUGGACCCAGUCCCUGCCGCGCUGAAGUUGCCUGUCGCUGUCAGCUGCUACUGGGUACAGCACACAGAGGCCACGCUGAAGCUGCAUCACCUACAGGCCCUGCUGCUGGGGAUGCUGCUGGGGCCCUUGCGUGCCAUGGUCAGCAGCCCUGAGGAGAAAGCUGUGCGGGGCGGUGGAGCUGAGACGCUGUAUGAAGAGCUGCAGAGAGUGAAGGCGCCGCCGGGCACACGGCUGGACCUGGACACCGCUCACGUCUUCUGUCAGUGGCAGUGUUGCCUGCAGAUGGGACUGUAUCUCAACCAACUGCUGUCCACGCCUCUUCCGGAGCCAGACCUAACUCGACUGUACAGUGGGAGCCUGGUGCAUGGUCUGUGCCAACAACUACUGACGUCGGCCUCGGUGGAGAGCCUCCUGCGCUUGUGUCCUGAGGCCCAGCAACUCUACGAACAUCUGUUCAAUGCCACAAGAUCCUGUGCCCCUGCUGAACUGUUCCUACCAAAGGGUAAAUUAAAUUCAAAAAGAAGAAAGCAGAAGAAAUCAGGUAUCAGCUGGUCAGAGAACAGAGUGGGAACCACCCUGAACACCAGGAGUUGGCAUGAAGGAAGCAAUCCGUUUGAGCUGUUGAUGGUGGAGACCUUGGAGAAUGAGGAGGCCCCAGAGCUCGAAUAAACUCAGUUUAUAAUUCUUAUCAAGAAUUUGUGUUACCUCCCUUGAAAUGAUAGUUUUUUCUUUAGAAUUAAUCUGUGAGAGGAUAAACACUGCAAUACUUUGAAUUGCAAAGUAUUUUGUAUUCUGCUUUUGAUAGUGAUUUAAGUAAACUUUUUGUAUUUCUUAAACACAUGUGAAAACAUGUUUGUACUUGCCACAUUCCACUUCAGUAAGUUAAUAAUAGUCUAGUCUUCAAAUUGCAGCAACUCAGUCCAAGCUAUGUUUUUUCAAAAAGAACAGAAGUCCUAUGUCAGUUACUUCCUAUAAGCUGAAGCUGACUUAUCAUCAUUUAAAACAACUUUUUUACAACUGUGUCUUCUUCAUCCUUUAUUAGGAAAGGUCUAGGCCCUGGAAGAUAGAAGCAGCCAGACAGAAAAUGAGACUCAAGUACUUUGACAAGAGCCCAUGGCAGGGCUGAUGAGCACUUUUAGAACAGAAAUUGAAACUGUUAAUUGUCCCAACAGUAGAAGAAACAGCAUCCUGGUAGUGAGAUGUGCAAGUAAUUUGAUGUCAUAGCCAGCAUUUUUAAAUGGAAUUAUCAGAUACACAUAUCAUGGAUUGUGCAACUUCUUACUGUGGACUGCAGUCAAGACUUUGAAAGGCACUGCUCUGGAACACACUAGAGGCUACCAACUUAGAAACACCUACAGAACGGUGAAGACAUGGCCAGUUCUAAAUAAAGAACUGAAAAUAGAAAAGCAAGUGGAACGAAUAUAUUUGGGCAAGAUCUGAGAGUAUACUCCAACCUUCAUUUUUUAUGUAUUCAUAUAAAUGGCGUUCUGCUGUC